AUGCAUAGGGGAUGGCACAUAAUAUAUUGUUUCAUCUUCCUUCUGAUGAAUAGAUCAAUAGGUGCAGAGAAACUUAAAAAAUUCGAUCCUGUUAUGAUAAAAGAAGGAGAAUUAUUUGGAGAAGUGUCCUAUGAUUGUGAAUAUAGUGGGUUUCUAGAAAUCCACAGUGAUGACAUUUUAUAUUAUUGUUUUUUUGUAGGAGAAGAUGAUCAUAACGGUUUAUUAUUAAGAAAGUUCCACAUUGAUGAUAUGAUAUGGGGUAUACCAGUGGAAGUAUUAAUUACACGUAAGAAAAUAAAUUUAUAUAUAUUAACAGUUGAUUAUAUAUUAUCUAAAUUAAUAUUAAUAUAUAGUUUUGAUGAGAAAAUAAGAAUAACUGUUUUCAAUAAUUAUAUGGAAGAAUCUGUAAUGAGCGAAAAAAUUAGUAUUAAUUAUGAAAUAUUAUAUAAAGCAAAUAUGGUUUCUUAUAUAACAUAUUUUUAUAAAAAUAAAAAAUCUUUAUGUGUAUGUGGUAUGAAUCGAAAUGAAAAUAUUUUAUGUACCUUUUCUUUUGAUUAUGGUUUAACAAUGAAAGAUGAUCAUACGAUUGAAUUUUUUUUAAAAAAAAAAAUUCCACUUGGACAUUAUAAAAUACAAGUAUCUUUUAAAGAAAAUGAAGUUUAUUUUAAUUUGCAUAAUGAUUUGAAUGAAACGAAUUUUUAUGAACUUAAAUGUAUUAAGGAACAAGAUAAAUAUAUAUGUGACAUAAUGAAUAGGAUACAAGAGACUCAAGAGUAUAACCACAGAAGGUAUAAAUAUAUAUCUAGUGAGGACAACAAAUAUUAUAAUCAUCAUCAUAAUGAAAAGCAACAACAACAACAACAACAAGGAGGAGGAGGAGGAGUAGGAAUAGGAGCAGUAGCAUCAUCUAACAUAGAAGACGAAAAUAAUUUCAUAUAUAAACAUAUUGUGCGUGAUAAAUAUUUCCAGAUGAUUGUUUUUCAGAAAGAUCAAAAAUGUUACCUUGCCUGGUCAUUUAAUUCUUUAAAUAUAAACGAUGAAAUUACUAAAGAAAUAUCAUCUGUUUCUUGUUCAAGUGUAGCAACAUAUCAUAUAGAAGAGAGAUUAAUAGUAACUUUAAAAAAGAAUAAUCCUGGUCCAAGGAAUCAUUUUUUCUUAAUAUAUGAAAAACUUACUGAGAAAGCUGUCGGUUGUGAAUUUGGGGUGGGGGGAAGCCUUUAUGUUACAAAUACUUUUAUGAAUAAUGCAUGCGAUAUGAAUAUAAAUAACAUGAACGUUAGUACAAAUAACUAUGAUGAAAUUAAUUUUUCUAUUAUCGUUCCAUUAUCGUUUCAUUUAAAUCAAAGUACAUGUUUUAUAUGGAAAGAAGAUGUGGAUAAUAAAGAAGAGAGGAGUAGCCUUUAUUACAUGGAAGAAUAUAGUAUAGAAAAAGAAGAUAUAAAAGUAUAUACUUUUUAUUUUUAUAAAUAUAUAUUAAUAAAUAAAAAUUUUGAACAAAGCACAUGUACAUUUGAAAGUAAUGAUAAUCAAACGUUAUAUAUAUCUUUUAGAGGAGAUACAUAUUAUAAAGAAUAUAAUUGUAGCAUAUUAUUAGAUACGUGUGAUUUUUUUCUUCAUACUCAGAGUAAAAUAAAUAUAACAUAUAAUGAUGAUGAAUGGCAGGUUUCCGAAGAAUUAUAUGAUGGAUAUGUUCUAUAUAAUGGUACUUAUGUUUCUUUGUAUGAUGUUUUAAGCAGAACGAAUGCUAAUGAGUUGAUAUAUAUGGAUGGCAAAGAAAAUAAUACAACUAUGGAAUUGAAUAAUAUAAAAGAUAACAACAAUAGAAAUAAUAAUAUUAAUAGUAAUAAUAAUAGUAGUAAUAAUAGUAAUAGUAGUAAUAAUUUUUAUGGGGGGGGACGUGAAAAAUUAAUAACAAUAAUAAUUCCAUAUGGUAUUCCAAGUACACGCACAAUAAAAAUCGAAUUUUCAAAUAAACAAAAUAAUGAAGAAAAAAGAUGGGCAUAUUUAAGAUUACAAAAAAAUGAAUAUAUAAUGCAAAAAGUCAUUGGAAUAAAUUCUUCUGAUAUUUUUGACAUAUCAUAUAAAUAUUAUAAAUAUAAUCAAGAAAGAAUAAAAUAUAUACUUAACGAUUUUUCAGAGACAACAUAUUUAGGAUUUAUUUGUCAAACAAAAGAAGAAAUAAAAAAGAGUUUAUGUACCAUUUCGCUAGUUGACCAUAAUCAUAAAAAUAUAGGAAUGGAUAAUUUAUUUAAAAGUAAUAAAAAUAUUUUACCUUUUCUAUAUUAUCAAUCAACACCUAGAAAAAUACAACCAUAUAAUCAAAUUAUAAGUGAAUUCAGAUUUGUGGUUUUUAAAAAUUUUGAUCUCUUUUUACAAGAUAAAAAAAUCAGUUAUAUAUUAUUAAAAUGUAUCUGUUCACCUUCCUCUAGUUUAAUAAAUACACAAAAAAAUAUAGAACUAACUUAUUUAAUUACAAACGAACAAGUCUCACACGAUUUUAUUCAUACACCAGGAAUUUUAAUAAGACAACGUAUAAAUAAUUCUCAAAAUAAUAAUAAAAAGAAUAAUAUGAAUGUAAACAAAAAUUCUAAUUACUCCAUACAUAAUAAUAAUGAAAAAAUAAGAAGAACAAAAAGAAAAAAUAAUGAUACACAAAAUGACAAACAAGAACAAUUACCUUCUUAUGAUUUCAAUGAUCUAUAUAAUGAAAAAAAUAAUAGUGCCUCUCUUUUUGAUUUCAAUUUUUUAUUGUUUCUUUUUUUUUGCAUCACACUCUUCUAG
This is a messenger RNA of Plasmodium adleri (nom. inval.), 2781 nucleotides long. RefSeq names its product 6-cysteine protein. Gene Ontology annotation, cellular component: nucleus. The coding region runs from base 1 to 2781 and encodes 926 amino acids. Gene Ontology annotation, biological process: box C/D snoRNP assembly. The transcript is spliced from 2 exons. The record is from RefSeq and is a predicted model, not a curated record. NCBI's taxonomy places the organism in Eukaryota, Apicomplexa, Aconoidasida, Haemosporida, Plasmodiidae. Gene Ontology annotation, molecular function: RNA binding.